Molecule: messenger RNA, 2175 nt
Organism: Chiloscyllium plagiosum (whitespotted bambooshark)
Lineage: Eukaryota; Metazoa; Chordata; Chondrichthyes; Orectolobiformes; Hemiscylliidae
Gene: olfm1b
Product: olfactomedin 1b
Biological process (GO): signal transduction
Source: RefSeq, a predicted model, not a curated record
CGCCCCCUGGCUGCAGUCAGUCGGAUGCAGGCGGUGGUUGUCGGUCGCUCAGCUCGGUGCUCCCUGUCGCUGCUGCAGCAUGUCCCGGUGCCAGUGGCGGCCGUGCCCCCCGCCGCGGUGAUGUCGGUUCCCUGCUGCCUUUCCCCGCUAUGAAAGAUCCGCAGAGCCCCCGCAAUGACGGUGCCUUUGCUGAAGAUCGGAAUUGUCCUGAGCACCAUGGCCAUGAUCAGCAACUGGAUGUCCCAGACUCUGCCCUCUCUGGUCGGUCUCAACGCCACCAGGCUGAGUGCUGCCAGCACCGGGAGCCUGGACCGCAGCACAGGGGUAUUACCGGACAAUGCUGAAGAUGGUUGGCGUGUAUUCAGCUCUGCCCCAGACAGUGAAGGCAGGUGUAUCUGCACCGUGGUGGCACCUCAGCAAACUCUGUGCUCACGUGAUGCCCGCACCAAGCAACUGAGGCAGCUCCUGGAGAAGGUGCAAAACAUGACCCAGUCCAUCGAGGUGCUGGAUCGCCGAACCCAGCGUGAUCUGCAGUACGUGGAGAAAAUGGAGACACAGAUGAGAGGCUUGGAAACAAAAUUCAAACAGGUGGAGGAGAGUCACAAAGCGCAUCUCUCCCGACAGUUUCAGGCCCUAAAAUCGAGAAUGGAUGAACUGUUGCCUUUAAUCCCCGUGCUGGAACAGUAUAAAGCUGACGCCAAGUUGGUGUUGCAGUUUAAGGCGGAGGCGACGAACCUGACGGCUGUAUUGGCCGAGCUUCAGGAGGAGAUCGGGCCGUUCGACUACGAGGAGCUCCUGGCCAGAGUCUCCAAUCUGGAGAACAGGUUACGAGCCUGCAUGCAAAAAUUAGCGUGUGGCAAACUGACGGGAAUCAGCAACCCACUCACCGUGAAAACAUCUGGAUCGAGGUUUGGUGCCUGGAUGACAGAUCCUGCCUCACCAGAGGGGGACACUAAGGUUUAUUACAUGGAUGGUUACCAUAACAACCGCUUUGUGCGUGUUUAUAAGUCCCUGCAGGAUUUCAUGGGUACGGACAAUUUCACAGUGUACCGUCUGCCUCACCCAUGGUCUGGUACUGGUCAGGUGGUUUACAAUCAGACCCUGUACUUUAAUAAAUACCAGAGCCACAUCCUCAUCAAGUUCCACAUUCCCACUGAGCGGCUGCUGACUCAGAGAAGCCUGGACUACGCCGGCUAUAACAACAUGUACCCGUAUUCCUGGGGAGGCCAUUCUGACAUCGACUUGAUGGUGGACGAGGGUGGGCUCUGGGCAGUCUAUGCCACCAAUCAGAAUGCUGGGAACAUCGUCAUUAGCAAGCUGGAUCUGGGAACGCUGGAGGUGAUCCGGAGCUGGAACACUGGCUAUCCUAAACGGAGUGCAGGGGAAGCCUUCAUGAUCUGUGGCACUCUGUACAUGACCAACUCACACCUGGGUGGGGCCAAGGUUUACUACUCAUACAACACCAACACUUCCACCUAUGAGUACACUGACAUCCAGUUCCAUAACCAGUACUCUCACAUCUCCAUGCUGGAUUAUAAUCCCAAAGACCGAGCCCUUUACACAUGGAAUAAUGGUCACCAGGUUCUAUACAAUGUCACGCUGUUCCACAUCAUUAAAUCUGAUGAGUUGUAAGGCCAUACAAAUUCCUUCCUUUCCACAAUGAUACAGUCAGUAUAGUGAUAUAUAGAUCUGGAAGACCUGUAGAGGUGUUUAUAUAUAUUCCAUAGAAAGGACAUGUAGCCUCUUUGACGUUUUAGUUUGGUUUCUGGGCUAUUCCUGUCUCCACAUAAAAGGGUUUCCUCAAUUAGCUGAUAUCUGCUCCCAAUUCCAAACUCAUAACAAUAGGUUAAUGGACGAGAUACUACCUCCCUCCUGCUCUCCCUCCCUCUGUGUUCUCAUACACUCUUCCUCUAUUCCUUCCUUCCCACUUAUUGCCCCUUCUCUCCCUCACCACUUCCCUCCUAACUCCCUCCUCACUCCCCCUCCCUAUCUUUCUCUUCCUGUCCCUCUCUCACUUUCUCUCCAGUGUUGAGGAUGGUAGGACCCAAGUUGUUGCUGUUGAACUUGGGAUCCACAGUAGGAGCAACCACAGGAACCAAACCUGCUGAUGGUCAGGGACCUCCUCACUCGAUCUUCAAUACUUUGGCAAAUUGUAAGAGGCAGGGAACAAAACAG